AGAAUGAUCAUUGGCUUUACAUGUAAAGUCUGUAAACAUCGCUCUUAUAAAUCCAUGUCAAAAAAGGCUUAUACGACUGGCGUGGUUAUGAUCAAAUGCGACGGAUGUAAAAACACACACUUGAUUGCUGAUCAUUUGGGAUGGUUUGAUUCAACGAAACCGCCCGGAACGAUUGAGGAUAUUAUGCGAGAAAAAGGAGAGACUGUUAAACGA
Batrachochytrium dendrobatidis JAM81 is the source of this 213-nucleotide messenger RNA. RefSeq lists its product as uncharacterized. The record is from RefSeq and is a predicted model, not a curated record. Lineage: Eukaryota; Fungi; Chytridiomycota; Chytridiomycetes; Rhizophydiales. Gene Ontology annotation, molecular function: protein-folding chaperone binding; zinc ion binding. The transcript has a single exon. The annotation marks the transcript as partial. Gene Ontology annotation, biological process: protein import into mitochondrial matrix; protein stabilization; protein folding. Gene Ontology annotation, cellular component: mitochondrion.